GCAGGAAGACAGGCAGUUUUGCUGCUAGCAGGUGAAAAUGCAAGCCACCGUCUUCUGCUCGGGAGGAGCACGAGGAUGCAGGCUGGGCUGCCUUUCCGCCGCGCGGCCGGCUGGAGGAAGUCCUUCUCGGAGGUGGCAGCGGCCGCGGCACGCCGCGCUUCGAUGCCGGCAGCGGCAAGCUCCGGCAGCAGAAGUACAGCAUGAGGUUGACGAUCGGUCGAGCAGGAAUCCUUGUGGCUUCUACCCUUCUGUGUGGGGGGAUUUCUUCCUUCACCACUCUGAUCCAGCAGCUUCCUCUCAAAAGCAGACAUGGAUGGUAGAACGAGUAGAAGAACUCAUGAAAGAUGUGUCCAAAUUGAUAUCAAGUUCCACCACCUAUCUUGAGAGGAUGAAUCUCAUUGUUGCUUUAGAGCGUCUUUGCUUGGAUUAUCUUUUUGAAAAAGAUAUUAAUGUGGAGUUAAAACAAAUUUACAGUGCCAAUGUUAGUGACUUUGAUCUUCAUACAGUAGCCAUUUGGUUCUAUCUACUACGUAAACAUGGAUACAUGGUUUCACCAGACGUGUUUGUGAAAUUCUUAGAUGAGGAUGGAACUUUUCUGACAGCAACUCCGAGAGAACUAUUGAGCCUUUACAAUGCCGCACAUUUUAGUAUCCAUGGAGAGAUAAUACUUGACAAAGCUAUAUCCUUCACCAAAAGGAGUUUAGAAUCAAAACUGCCAUAUCUAGAAGGAUUAAUGGCACAUGAAAUUCAAUGUGCACUUGAGAUAUGUGACAUACCCCUCCCGCGAAGGGUUGCAAUUUAUGAUGUUAAGAUCUAUAUCUCUACAUAUGAGAAAGAAGCUACAUUGAAUAAAUCGGUAUUGGAACUUGCAAAGGUGAAUUUCAAUUUGAUGCAACUCCAGUAUCAACAAGAGUUGAAAGUUACUACAAGGUGGUGGAAUAAUCUGCAAGUUCAUUCAAGGCUCCCGUUCGCUCGGGAUAGACUCGUGGAAUGUUAUUUGUGGAUGUUGGGAGUAUACUACCAACCCAACUGUUCACGGGGCCGAAUAAUACUUACGUUCGUGAUUUACACUACAACCAUCAUCGAUGAUAUUUAUGAUUCAUUUGGAACAUCAGAAGAGUGUGAAUUGUUUACCGAGUGGGUAGAAAGAUCAUUCAUGUCCAGUUGGGAUCCAAAGGUAGCUCAUGUUCUCCCAAAGUGCAUGCAAUAUGCAUUGGAAAAAAUUAUGGACUGCCAUCAGAUCAUUGAUAACAAGCUAGCACCGGAGGAUAAAUACCGUAUGACCUACCUCAGAAACUUUGUAAUGGAUCUAGUUAGAAAUUACAACAAAGAGGUUAAAAUGCGCGAAGAGAACUUCAUCCCAAGAUCUGUCGAAGAGCAUCUUCAGGUCUCGGCAAGGACUUGUGCAUGCCAUUUGUUGGCUUGCACUUCACUGGUCGGAAUGGAUGAUAUAGCAACAAAGGAUUCUUUUGAAUGGAUUUCGACUGUGCCUAAAAUUGUGCAGAAGCUUUGCAUAAUUGUUAGACUAUUAGAUGAUAUCAUGACCUAUGAGCGAGAGCAGAUGACGCCUCAUGUUGCUUCGACAAUGGAUAGCUACAUGAAACAACACAAUGUCUCGAUUGAAAUAGCACGUCACAAGAUACAAGAGCUAAAGGAGGAGUCAUGGAAAGAUUUCAAUGGUGAGUGGCUAGAGCCUGAUAUUGACCAACCGAGGAAGUUAAUUGAGGCGAUAUUUAACCUCACAAGAACAAUGGAGUUCAUGUAUAACAAAGACGAUAACUUUACUAACUGUAGCAACCUCAAGGAUAUCAUCCAAUCAUUAUUUGUGGAGACUUUUUGA
Messenger RNA from Triticum aestivum (bread wheat), 1840 nucleotides. Its product is annotated as alpha-terpineol synthase, chloroplastic. The transcript is spliced from 8 exons. Gene Ontology annotation, molecular function: magnesium ion binding; terpene synthase activity. The coding region runs from base 38 to 1840 and encodes 600 amino acids. Gene Ontology annotation, biological process: diterpenoid biosynthetic process. The record is from RefSeq and is a predicted model, not a curated record. Lineage: Eukaryota; Viridiplantae; Streptophyta; Magnoliopsida; Poales; Poaceae.